GUUGUUUUACAUCUGUGUGCUGAGAGCUAACAUGUCUAUAGAUGGGACCAAAUUGUUGUUUGAGGGCUUUCUGCAGAAAAGAAAAGAUACUAUGAAAAUAAGAUGGGUGACUUAUUGGUUCCGGCUUCAAAAUACAACCUUGUUCUUCUACACACAGAAGAACGGCAGUGCUUCGCACUUGAGAGGCUAUUACUACAUUUACACAGUGCAGUCAGUGCGAGAGGUCCAGAGAGUUGACGGCAAGCGCUUUAUGUUUGAGAUCAUCAUGACAAAUGGAAAGAGGAAAGUGUUGGCAGCAGAGACAGCAGCUCUCAGAAAAGAGUGGGUAGGACACCUGUGGCAAGCCAUGAAUCUUUCGUUCUCUGUGGUUUCAGACACCAGAGGCACACAGCUUGAUGUGUGUGAGCAGCGGGACAGAUUAAACAGCAGCGCUCCCCUCUGCUCACACAGUGAGAGUGUGAUGCAGUUGCUGCCUGCCCGGCCCCUCUCUGCCCCUGCUCCUACGGGACACAUCCACCCUGAGAUCAGUAGCAUUGCAUGUCUGUCUGAGGCGCUGAACAGAGAAGAGGCCAGUGAGGUGCACCAAAGCACACUGCCGUCCAGUAGCUACCAGCAUCACAGUGGUGACAGUCUCAACAGUUCUCAGUGGUCCAUUGGGCUGAACAAUGCAGAGGACAGACAAGAAGGACUCUAUGACUUUUUACCACCCAGAAACAGUGCCAGUAUCAACAGUUCGCAGUGGUCCAGUGGGCUGAACAAUGCAGAGGGCAGACCAGAAGAAGACUAUGACAUUUUACCACCUAGAAACAGUGCCAGUCUCAACAGUUCUCAGUGGUCCAGUUGGCUGAACAAUGCAGAGGGCAGACCAGAAGAAGACUAUGACAUUUUACCACCUAGAAACAGUGCCAGUCUCAACAGUUCGCAGUGGUCCAGUUGGUUGAACAAUGCAGAGGGCAGACCAGAAGAAGACUAUGACAUUUUACCACCAAGAAACAGUGCCAGCCUCAACGGUUCUCAGUGGUCCAGUGGGUUCAACAAUGCAGAGGACAGACCAGAAGAAGACUAUGACAUCUUACCACCUAGAAACAAGGUUUGUGAGAUCAGCGCUUCAGCAGAGAUGAACGAGGGUGUGUAUGACUCUCCCAUCUUGUACAGGAGUAGUGCUGAACAUCCAAAUCCCACAGAGAGCGUCUAUGAUGUGCCGAGCUCUCUUUUGAGGAGGACGCCUGAUCACAGUUUAGUGGAUCAGCCGGCCAACGCAGCCUACUGGAGGAUAUGAGGUCCAGUUUAAGGACACAGCUGGCAGACUGGAGGGAAGCAGCAGCCUUUGAUACAAAGACUGCAUCUGGUCCAAAACUUGCAUGUGUGAUGAGUGUGAGGCUGCCUAAUAUCUCAUAUAACAAGUGCAAAUGAUUGUCUCCUCUGUUCUCUCUGUUACAACAUGCACAUCCACGACAAAGACAUUAGAGCUCAGGUAUUUAUUUCAGCUCCUUCUACAGAGAACCACAGUCAUUUAUAACUAUAGAGAACACGCUGUACAGAAAUGUCAAGACAUACGCACUGUGGGUCAGUCACACUAUGGUUCACAACAGUAAAAUGACUCAUUUACAUGUCACCUGCUUCACAGUUUAAAAGUAUACACCACCAACCAUAUUGCUGUAUUACACACUUUGGACUGGUUUUAAGGGGAAUGGUUGAAGCUUGGUUCUAAAACCCUUUAUGGGUUGAAUGCAGUACAAAAACUUGUGACAGGUACACAUGAAAGGAAAAUAAAAUGCAUGCAUGUACUGUAA
Epinephelus lanceolatus (giant grouper) is the source of this 1793-nucleotide messenger RNA. RefSeq lists its product as uncharacterized. Lineage: Eukaryota; Metazoa; Chordata; Actinopteri; Perciformes; Serranidae. The record is from RefSeq and is a predicted model, not a curated record.